Messenger RNA from Podospora pseudocomata, 1855 nucleotides. RefSeq lists its product as uncharacterized. The transcript is spliced from 3 exons. The record is from RefSeq and is a predicted model, not a curated record. Gene Ontology annotation, molecular function: pectate lyase activity. Lineage: Eukaryota; Fungi; Ascomycota; Sordariomycetes; Sordariales; Podosporaceae. Bases 431 to 1441 code for a protein of 336 amino acids.
CACCAACUUCCCCGCGAUCAAGUCUCAAGACUGAUUUUCACAACAGUACAACAGUAUCCAUGAGUAAACUUUAGUGUUAAUUCCUUUUCCGACUUGACCCAAGUUCUAACAUCAAAGUAGCAUUCUCGCAACGCUGAUCCGAUCGGAGGACAUAUUUCCACCACUCAGGGGCGAUUUCAGGGGUGGCCUUGGCGCGAUCUCUUGGCCAAGACGGAUAAAAUCACCACCACCAUGUCUUGAAGGAGGUCUCACGCUGCAAGCCAUCGUGUUUUUCUAAGCAGGGUUCCCCGCUGGGAUGGUAACCCAUUGAGCUUAUUCACCGUCAUGUCACGUCAUGACAACACUGGCCCUUUACUAUAAGAGCUUAAGCAAUCACCGCAAUUUACACAGGGCUGGUCGCUCACGACUAGUUUGAGACAUCACCCACACAAUGCGGUUCAACCUUCUCUUACUGUUUGCUCCCUUAUCACGGGCUCUCCCCCUCCUCCCCACCUCCCUCUUCGGCCUCGCCUCCUGGGACGUGGAAGGCUUCGCGAGAGAUAACCCCCUCGGCCCUACCACCGGCGGCAAAGGCGGUCCCACUGUCACCGUGUCCACCGUCGCAGACUUCAAAGCAGCAGUCACCGGUGAUGAACCAAAGAUUGUCCUCGUCAGUGGAGAACUAAACUUCCCUUCGAGGCCCAAAAUCGGGUCCAACAAGUCAGUGAUCGGGGUGGGCAAAACAGCGCAGAUAACCGGGUCAGGGUUGGAUAUCGUCAACGCGACGAAUGUGAUUAUCCAGAAUCUGAAGAUUAGUUUUAUUCUGGAUAACGACUGCAUCACGAUAAGAAACUCGACGAGGGUGUGGGUGGACCACAACGAGUUUACGAGCGAUAUCUCCAAGGGGCCAGAUGAAUACGACGGCCAGGUUGACAUCAUCCGCGGCUCCGACUGGAUCACCGUCUCGUGGAACUACUUCCACGACCACUGGAAGUCCUCCCUCGUCGGCAACGACGCUAACUUCCGUGACAUUGACUUUGGCCACCUGCACAUCACCUACCACCACAACCACUGGCGCAACGAGGGGACUCGCGGUCCGGCCGGACGGUUUGGUCAUCAGCACGUCUACAACAACUUGUAUGAGGACUUUUUGUACCAGGCUAUCCACUCGAGGUCGGAUAACCAGGUGCUGGUGGAGGGGAAUGUCUUUAGGGGUAAGACGAGGGAGGCGUUGAGUACGUAUGGGUUGGUGAUCCCGGAGGAUUCGCCAAACACGUGUGUUUGUGGGGAUGAGGAGCUGGAUGGGUUUGCGAAUUUAGGGGCCAGAAACGACUGGGGCGGGGCAACGGUCAACAUCACGCAGGUGGGAGACUUUGUGAAGGCGCCGUACAAGUACAAGUUGACGCCGCUGCUGUUGGUGUCUCCGUUGGUGAAGUUUGGCGCGGGAGUAGGGAAGAUCUGAGUGAAGUCGCAGUAAUAUCAAGUCAUUUGAGGAUACAAUGGGGAAGAAAAGCUGAUAUUUUGCCUCGCCUGUGCUUGGCCGCCACUUCAGCCCGAUGUAACCACCUCCCGGCAGGAGACAAACGGAAUACCAAGCAUGUUGUGAUUUGUUCAUGGGGAUCAUUCAUGGUCAUGAAAAUUCAAAACAUGCAGCCUCCCACCUAUGAGGAGCUGGGGUUGUUGUUGUUGAUGAAAAGCAUGAAGAGCAAGGCAAUGAAUAGCAAGUUGGACCCGAGUUCUCGGCCUUUACAUGAGUUAACAUUUGCCUGUAAUCGAGACGAGGCGGUAGGAAAACAGAGAGAAUACAAGCCUGGCAUGACUGCUCAUCUGCAGUGUCGAAGGACAUUUGCCAAUCAAGCCAGCCGGCAGGGUGAGG